AUGGAUGCAGCCAAUCAAUCUGUGGUCUCAGAGUUUGUGUUCCUGGGGCUGUCAAAUUCCUGGGAGAUUCAGCUUGUCCUUUUUGUGUUCUCCUCCAUGUUCUACAUGGCAAGCAUGAUGGGCAACUCCCUCAUUGUCCUUACAGUGACUUCUGACCAUCACUUACACUCCCCUAUGUAUUUUCUUUUGGCUAAUCUUUCUUUUAUUGACUUGGGUGUUUCUUCCGUCACAUCCCCCAAGAUGAUUUAUGACCUUUUCAGAAAACGCAAAGUCAUCUCCUUUGGAGGCUGCAUUGCUCAGAUCUUCUUCAUUCAUGUUAUUGGUGGUGUGGAGAUGGUGUUGCUCAUAGCCAUGGCCUUUGACAGAUAUGUAGCCAUCUGUAAGCCUCUCUACUAUCUUACUAUUAUGAGUCAAAAAAUGUGCAUUUUGCUCCUAGUUGCUGCAUGGAUAAUUGGUUUGAUUCACUCUGUUGUUCAACUGGUUUUUGUCAUAAAAUUGCCAUUUUGUGGCCCCAAUGUAUUGGACAGUUUUUACUGUGACCUUCCUCGAUUUAUCAAACUUGCUUGCACAGAUACCUACAGACUAGAGUUUAUGGUCACAGCCAACAGUGGGUUUAUAUCUCUGGGCUCGUUCUUCAUACUGAUCAUCUCCUACACUUUCAUCCUGAUCACAGUUCGAAAACAUUCCUCAGGUGGCUCAUCCAAGGCUCUGUCUACUUUAUCCACUCACAUCAUGGUGGUGAUUUUGUUCUUUGGUCCUUGUAUCUUUGUUUAUACCUGGCCUCACCCCACAUCUCACCUAGACAAAUUUCUUGCCAUUUUUGAUGCAGUUCUCACUCCUUUUCUGAAUCCAGUCAUCUACACAUUCAGGAACAAAGAGAUGAAGACAGCAAUAAAGAGAGUAUGUAGUCAACUUAUUGUUUACAGAAAAAUUUCUUAA
Messenger RNA from Elephantulus edwardii (Cape elephant shrew), 939 nucleotides. Its product is annotated as olfactory receptor 4F21-like. NCBI's taxonomy places the organism in Eukaryota, Metazoa, Chordata, Mammalia, Macroscelidea, Macroscelididae. Gene Ontology annotation, biological process: G protein-coupled receptor signaling pathway. The record is from RefSeq and is a predicted model, not a curated record. Bases 1 to 939 code for a protein of 312 amino acids. Gene Ontology annotation, molecular function: olfactory receptor activity; G protein-coupled receptor activity. Gene Ontology annotation, cellular component: membrane. The transcript has a single exon.